Messenger RNA from Phycodurus eques (leafy seadragon), 4993 nucleotides. Its product is annotated as pleckstrin homology-like domain family B member 2. Bases 195 to 3266 code for a protein of 1023 amino acids. Gene Ontology annotation, cellular component: basal cortex. Gene Ontology annotation, biological process: regulation of microtubule cytoskeleton organization. The record is from RefSeq and is a predicted model, not a curated record. NCBI's taxonomy places the organism in Eukaryota, Metazoa, Chordata, Actinopteri, Syngnathiformes, Syngnathidae. The transcript is spliced from 17 exons.
ACGAUUUCACCUCCACCCAACAGAAACAGCAACUAUGUCAACUAAGGUGAGGGGAGGCGCUUUUCUGGUGGAAGGUCAGCUCACAUAAGAUGACACAAAGAUGCUCAAAGAGAUGCAUGGCCUGAUUAUUUUAAAUGCAGCAAAGCAUAGCUGAAUCCUGACUCUGACUGAAUCAAAGGGCAGAGGUCAGCCAGAUGAGCAGGAUGCUCCCUCAAAGGGCGGCUGUGAGCACGCUAGGUUACAGCUCAGACUGUGCGAAGAUGGAGCAGAGUGGAAUUGGCCGGGUGGGUGGGACCUUGCUCAGGAGCUCCCGCUCUAAGGCAGAGCUACAGGAAUUGAUGGAGACGCUCCAGCGCAGGAAGAGUGCCCUGGAGGCCAGUCUGAGGGCAGCUGAGAGUAGCCGCAAGUAUUUCAAUAUGCCUUCCCCCGGCGGACCCCAGUCCAAACGGCCACUCUCCAUCCUCAGUAACAUUGAACAUCAGUCCUCUUCCUCCAGAAACUUUUCUUACAUGACCAGCAGCAGCAUGCCCCCUUCCCCUCGCCAGGGUGAGCGCCAGUUUAGUCCGAAUGGCUUCCUCCGUUACCCAAACGCUCACCACCAGUCGCAAGACAGCCUGCUCCACCCUACAGAUGGAAGUUCUCUCAACUCCUCUUAUGGAGAACCUCUACCUCAUUCUCCUAGGGUCAAGAGCGGCACAGCUAGUGUGCCCUCAAGCCCUCGACUGGGCCGUAGAGUCUACUCACAUGGUAAAGCCAUAAGUGAUUCCAGGCAGAGGAAAUACUCCACGGGUUCCCUCAACAGUCUGGGCAUGCACAGCCGCUCUCUACCACGCCUCCACAAUCCAGCAGAUCCUCCUGUUUUAUCUCUGCCGCCUCAUCUCCACAGAGCAGAGCGCUCGGCAGUGGCUCGGCGCAGUCUCUCCUCACUUGAACAACCACCAGACGUGACAGUACCAGCCAGCAUGCCCAAUACUCCGAGGAGGGCCAGCCUGGCCUCCCUGAGCUCUCUAGGUGUUGAGAUAGAUGGACCGAGCUUUGAUGUGAGCUUUGGAGAACGGAGGUUAUCAUUCGAGAAAGGAGGGCUGAGUCCAGGACAAAGAGUGGGCAGCAUCACUUCUUUGAAUGGCAAAGAGGAGUUGCAAGACUAUCACCAGCACCAGAGAGACGAGAGACGAAGGGAGCAGAGAGUACACAAAUUGGAAAGCCAGCGGCUGGAAACCAUCAUGAACAUGUGCACGGAGUUUGCACAGGUGAAGCCUCAGGGUUCAGCAGUUUCUGACCUGCAGAAGAUCAAUAAGGAGUUGGAGAAACUGCAGGUGUCAGACGAGUCAGUUUUCUCCGACUCUCCAGGCAGCACGGCUCCAGACAGUGGCUUUGGCACCAGAGGCCGAGAUUUGCUUCUCAAUGACAAGCACCAGGUCAGCAGUCAUCAGCAAAACAGUUACAGAGAAGUUCACUCACUGGCUCUGAGCCUUAACACCAGCGCCCCCUCACCUUCCAGCCACCACAGAGCUAAGGUUUUGGAGAGAGUGCAGCUGAAGCAGGAAGUAACACACAUUGAAGAGGAGAGGAUCCAGGUUGUGAACAACAUUGAGGAGCUGGAGCAGAAGAUUAAAGACCUGGACAACCAGAUGGAGGAGUCCGUGAGAGAGAUGGAGGUGGAGUGUGCUUUGCUGGAAGGGGAGCAAGAAUCAGAGAUGGCUCAAUUGAAAAAAGAAAAGGACCUUUUGGACCAGCUGAAGGGAAAUAUUCACAGUACUGAGAAGAUUAGCCACACUGAGAAAGCACAGGAAGCAGAGGAGCAAGCAAAAACUUUGGAAGAAUUGGAGUUUCAGAAAUUCGAGAGAGAGAUUCAUCAGGAUGAGGAGAAGGAAAAUCUGAAUCAGUUACUGAGAGAAAUUGCUGACUGUCAGCGUCUCGCUAUCACACGCAAGGAGAGACUUGCAACGCUCAGGAAACAGUCCUCGCAGAUUACUUUACAGUCCCAGCAGGAAAGAGAAGACUUUCAGAGGGAAAAAAAUAAUCUGCUCAUCAUGCUGCAGAAGGAGAGAGACAAGCUGGCGGCUUUGGAAGGAAAAUAUGCAGAGCUGUCUGAGAAGCAGAACUUGGCUAACAGCAAUGGAGCCAUCAAAGAGCACAUACACGCCGCAAUGGAAAGAAGAAGAAGCGGCAAGGAAAACUCGGUCCAUCUGAGCGACAACGGAACUCCUAAGAGGAGCCAGCACCUUGUCACUCCAUAUGGCCGAUCUCUGGGACGCACCCUUCCACCCAAGACCCAUCUGCCUCUGUCACAAAGCUCCAGCUGUGGCAGCGUCAUCCCACAAGGCUUCAGCUUUGCCCCUCGAGACUUGAACACUAGCCGUCCGCCAAAAACAGGCAACAGCCACACACAGAUGAAUGACGGCGUACACACCCGACAAAGAAAAAGUGAUUUUUGUAGCCGGAUGCUCUCUGAGCCGAACGUUUUCUUGGACUCUUUGUCCUACCCGGACACCAGCCAAGCCUCCGACACAGUCAGCGUGGACAGCUCUGACAGCAUGGAGACCAGCUUCUCAGCAUGCUCCCCAGAUAACAUCUCCAGUGCCAGUAUGACCAACAUGGCAAAGCUUGAGGAGAUGGAGCGUUUACUUCGAGAGGCCCAGGUGGAAAAGCUAAGGCUGCUUGAGCACAGGGAACGUGAGAUGGAAAUACGCCGGCAUGCUUUGGAGGAGGAGCGAAGACGGAGGGAGGAACUGGAGAAACGUCUGCAGGAGGAGACCAACAGGAGACAGAAACUUGUGGAGAGGGAGGUGAAGCUCAGGGAGAAACAAAGAUCUCAGUCCCGACUCCUGACACGCUACUUGCCUGUAAGGAAAGACGACUUUGACCUUCACUGCCACAUUGAGGCAGCGGGACACAAUCCAGACGCUUGCUUCCAUCUGGCCAUCACGGACAAAACGUGCAGAGGCUUCCUCGUAAAAAUGGGAGGGAAAAUAAAGACUUGGAAGAAGCGCUGGUUUGUGUUUGACCAGAAUCGCAGGACGCUCACUUACUACGCAGACAAACAUGAGACCAAGAUGAAAGGAGUCAUUUACUUCCAGGCAAUAGAGGAGGUGUACUAUGACCAUUUGAAGAAUGCACACAAAAGUCCCAACCCCUCGCUGACCUUUAGUGUGAAGACUCAUGAUCGGGUCUACUACAUGGUGGCCCCGUCCCCUGAGGCCAUGCGUAUCUGGAUGGAUGUUAUCGUGACGGGCGCAGAGGGACACAUGCACUUCAUGGUGUAACCUAAAAUCCUAAGAGGGCCUUUUUCGUGUCAAAAGAAAAGAUUUGCACGAUUCCACUUCAGUGUGUUUGAACGUGUAGUAUGUGAAGCAUUAUUCACUCUUUCAUGUAAUCACAUAUAAAGAUCAGAAUACGUUCUAUACCAGUCUCAUCGUUAAGCUAUUUAGUUGUUUAUUUACUACAGCUAUGAUGCCACACUAGUGGAAAAAACAAUCAUUCACUGUGUUCCACUUUAAAUCUUUGCAUGCACAAAACGAGUAGAAGGGCCAAUGGUAGAAUGUGGACUAAUCAUUGUAAUUUGGUGCAGCACCUAAUUUUUCUGUAUAUCACUGAUUUGACAUUAAGAUUAAUUCUUGAUUUAUGGAGAAUCUGUGGUCAAAAUACCCAAUCCAAUAAUGGCAACAAAAGUGAAAAACAGUUCCUGGAUCAAUACCUUUAUAUGGAUCAGCACCAGGCGGCACGGUGGCCUACUGGUUAGAGCGUCAGCCUCACAGUUCUGAGAACCAGGGUUCACUCCGCCUGUGUGGAGUUUGCAUGUUCUCCACGUGCCUGCAUAGGUUUUCAUGCAUGAAUUGGAGACUCUAAAUUGCCCGUAGGUGUGGAUGUGAGUGCGAAUGGUUGUUUGUUUGUAUGAUGAUGUGCUAACCAGUCGUCCACUGUGCCGAAUUGGUCAGUUUUGUACUAAUACUCAUGCUACGUUGAAUACAUCAGUUGGAACGAGUCUACUUUACUUGGUCUACUUUGUGACAAGUGGAUGAAAUUUAUUCGAGAGGCAACUUUGGUUUGGGAGAAAGUGGACCGCUGCAGCAAAGCUUUAAAAACAUUUACAAUUGAUCAGGAUCGAAAAAUACCUCUGAACAUACCCAAAGCGGCAGUAUAAUCGCUCAGGUGAGGGUUCCAGCUGACUUUCAUCUGAAAAGAGGAAAAAGCAGAUUGUAGGCAUGCGUGUACUGCGCUCUGCUUGAGCAUCCUUGGAACCUAUGCAAGUGGAAAGGACAGUUGUUUUUUGGGAGGGCAAAACAAAUGAAUGAUGGAAACAUGAAAGAAUACAUUAACCUCCUUUAUUUAAGCUGUAUGGCUGCGUUGUUGUCUGUACACUAGAUCCAUAACCAUCCUUUAUGACCAUCUUCUGUCUUACAGUUAAUCGCAAUUCGCCAGAUUUCUUCAGGCCUUAAGACUGUUUUAGCUGAUCAGAGCAUCCUGGUGAUCAUUGAUGAUCAAUAAUAUUUAAAAAAAAAAAAUCUUCUUUGUGUUUGCAAGAAUGCACAUUGUAUAGUAUAUUUUUGAAAUAUUCAAAAUGUACUUUGUGUUACGAUUGUUAAGUGUUUCAUUACCUCCUAAACGCCAGUAUUUGUGAUUGCGGCUGCCAGUCUACCAGCACGUCAUUCUUGCAGCAGAACAUGCAAGAAUGGCGACCUCUAGCGGCGGUAGAAGCUGCUGACACGUUGUGAUGAGGUCAUCUUAUGAUUCUCUGUCUGUGAGCUCAACAUUUCAGCAUUAUUUUUCCACCAGCAGAGGCCCUCAUUGCAAGAUGUAUUACAACAACAUGACGUAAUGCUUUUCUCGGUCUGUCUGGCAGUAGUUUAAAUUUGCAAUGUCCCCAUUUAAAACAUGCUCUUGUAUAUGAGUUGUAUAUCACAUUUAUAUAUUUUUGUAUUCAAAUAUACACGUUUUCUACUUUCAAUAUGAAUGUUUUUUUGUUUUAGUUAACACGUUUUUUUUAAAUAGU